CCGAAAAAAAAUGGAAUCAUAUUUUUCGUACAUUUUCUGUUCAAUUCUUGUGCUUUAGAGAAAUUUUGUUUUUUGGUUUUGCUGAUUUGGGAUUUGGUGGUGUUAAAGGAUGCGGAGCUUGCCCAAGUAAUGGAAGGAUCAAUUGAUUAUGAUCCCAUUACUCCUGAACUGUAUCAAAGGGUAUCUUCAAUAAUCCAUGUGAAAGAGGAAGAUGUCAUUACCAUCUCUUGUUCACUAAUGAAUUCUGGUUAUCUUUGUCGUCUUUUGAGGUUACUGGCAGGGCAGUUCAAAAUUUAUUUCAAACAUUCAAGGGUUGCCAUUGUUGUGGCUAGUAUGUGUUCACAAUUUUGCUCUCUAGGUACCAUGUCUUCUUAUUAUGCAGGGUACUUCUCGGGUGACAAAAAAUCCCAAGCACAACAGCAGGGUACUUCUAGGGUGACAAAAAAUCCCAAGCACAACAGCCUGAAGCUAAAGUCAUAUUGGCUUGCAUACCAGGAGCUGAUCCAAGUUUACUUCGAAGCGACUGAUGUUAUUAUCAACUCUAUCAUUGUUUCUCAGUGUAGUGUUAAGUGGACUACCACUCCUGUAAUAAUAGAUUGAUAAUUUUAUUCAAGUUUUGCUCGAUUCUAUGCUUGUAAGUUUGGUAACAGGUCUUGUAACUUUAUGGUCGAUAUACUUGCAAUUUUAUGCCAAGUGUCCAAGUCCUGGAUGAAUGGUCAUUGUUAUCGCAUUUCCUUAUGUUAAAGAGGCUUUGGUCAGUGAUGUAACUACCCUUUAUUAUUAAAAUAAAUAAAUAAAUAAUAUUUUGAUGUUUUGAA
This is a messenger RNA of Papaver somniferum (opium poppy), 818 nucleotides long. RefSeq lists its product as uncharacterized. NCBI's taxonomy places the organism in Eukaryota, Viridiplantae, Streptophyta, Magnoliopsida, Ranunculales, Papaveraceae. The coding region runs from base 130 to 600 and encodes 156 amino acids. The transcript has 3 exons. The record is from RefSeq and is a predicted model, not a curated record.